Argiope bruennichi is the source of this 2261-nucleotide messenger RNA. RefSeq names its product zinc finger protein 431-like. Gene Ontology annotation, cellular component: nucleus. The coding region runs from base 255 to 1442 and encodes 395 amino acids. Gene Ontology annotation, molecular function: RNA polymerase II transcription regulatory region sequence-specific DNA binding; DNA-binding transcription factor activity, RNA polymerase II-specific. The record is from RefSeq and is a predicted model, not a curated record. The transcript is spliced from 2 exons. NCBI's taxonomy places the organism in Eukaryota, Metazoa, Arthropoda, Arachnida, Araneae, Araneidae. Gene Ontology annotation, biological process: regulation of transcription by RNA polymerase II.
UUCAAUUAAUCAUUUCUUUUUUGAUUAAGCAAUUCUUUGUUAUGUCUACAAACUGUAGCGUUGUAAAUCUCGUUAUUUGGUCCUUCAUGAAUUCUGGUAGCGCCAUCUAUUGCCUCGAAAGCAUUACGCAGUAAAAAAGGGACAAAUUAUCUAGACGUUGGCACACUCCAUGUUUGCAAGUUAAUGUUGUAUUAACUUCGAAGUUUGAAUUCUGGCAUUUUAGCACAUUUUUCUUUUUACAGUUCUUCUCAACUAUGACUGAUAAUCUGCAGGAUAUUUAUACUCUUCAAAUUAGACGACAUGGAAACCCAAACAGUGCAUCACCAUAUUGUGAAGCAUGUAAAAAUGGUUAUCUCCAUGUUAACAGUUUACAAGUCCGUCAAUUUACACAAACUGGUAAAUUGCCAGGUGUUUGUAAAUCUUGCAACAUGGCCUUUUUAAAGAUAUGUAGGGUACAAAUACGACAUUUGACUCAGAGUGAACAUCAGCCCCAUGUUUGUCCUAAAUGUAAAAAAUCAUUUACACAUGCUGGAAAUUACAAGAAACACAUGCUUUUACAUGAAAAAGAAGCUGAAAAUCCAGGGGGUUUAAAUGGACUUAAAUCAAAUCAUCCUAAGCCUCCUUUCAAAUGUCAAAAAUGUGAUAGAAAUUUCCUGAAAUAUGGAAGUUUUAUCAAACAUUGCAUUAAUCAUGAUAUGAAACAUGUCUGUGAAAUAUGUGAAAAGGUUUUUAAUACAAAACAACUUUUGAAAGGUCACAUGUAUUCACAUAAGAUAGAGCAACACUGUUAUGUAUGUAAAUUAUGUAAAAUCACUUUUAAUGUUCCUGGCCAACUUGAAGAACAUUUAAUGAAACAUGAAAAACAGAAAGCCAAAAGUGCCCAAGAAUUAGAUAUGGAACAAGUUGAAAAACCUGAGUCUUUGCAGAUUCCAGAUAAUGAAUUCCAGGUUCCAAAAGCAGUUUGUGAACAGAUUAUUAAAACUGAGUCAGAACGUAUUCCCAAUAUAGAAUCGGAACAUGUUCCUAAUAUGGAAUCAGAACAUGUUCCUAAUAUGGAAUCGGAACAUGCUCCUAAUAUGGAAUCGGAACAUGCUCCUAAUAUGGAAUCGGAACAGGUUGCAGAAACAGAAUCAGUGCAAGUCGAAGAACAAGACUCAGAAGAUAGUGACAAAUUCAAGCAUUAUUGCUCUGUUUGUCAAAAGGGCUUUAUUAAUUUGGGAGCUCUAAAAAAUCACUUUACUUUACACACCGGUAAUUUGCGUUAUGAAUGUAAGAAGUGCAAUAGAAAAUUUCUGCAUGCUUUUAAUUUAAAAAAACAUUCAAAGACUCAUUUAAAAUAUCGUUUCUGUUGUCAGGUAUGCAAUAAGGUUUUUAGAGGUACCAAACAGUUUAAAGCUCAUUCUUUAACCCACAAACGGAAAAAGGAAGUCCCAGGUAAAUAAAUCUGGAUAUUCAGAAGGGAAACAUUACUGUAUUUGAUGCUUUUCCAUUGGAACAGAUUAGGAUUUGCCAAGUAUAAAUGCUGACUUUAAUAAAUAUGAUAGUUACCUAAAUGUUUGCAAAUAUGCUAUGCUCUUCUCUCUGAUGCCACAUUGUUGGGGAGGGGGGCGAAUCUUGCAUAUAUCUGCACAUUUAAAAUAUAUUUAAUGUAAUGAAAAAUGUCCUUUAUAUUAAUAUAUUAUAUGGAUUUUUUUUUGUCUGUAAUAGUCUUCCUUCUCUAUCUAUGCAAACAACUAUGUCAGCACUUAUUUGCCUUCCAGAAGCUAUAGCUUAUUUUAAUAUUUCCCCCCUUAUGUAUUAAAAUAUUAUUUCAGUAUAAUAGAUGAAAUUCACUGUGAAUAUUAUGAAUUGUACUUGUCAUGUUAAUUUGAGAUUUGUUCUUAUGCAAUAAAUCUCUUCUUUCUUUCUUUCUUUCUUUUUUUCUUUUUUUUGUUGAUUGAUAAAUUGUUCAUGAAUUUUUAAAAUAAAUCCGUGGUAAUUCUGUUGAAGGUAAAUUAUACUUGAGACUUUGGUUAUAGUAUUUUGUGUGAAAAUACAUUUGCUUAUUAAAUGCAUGUAUCAGAUUUUUAGCUAUGUUUUACACGGAACUAAUUAUUCUUCGAUUAAAGUAUAAAUAAUAGAAUGUACUGAUAAAAUGACUAAGUUAUUGAAACUUAACAGAACCAUCUUUAGGUUAUUUUUAAAUAUGAUGUUGAUGAAUAGAAAAUAUAAUGGAAUGCAAUUUCAACAUUAAAAAAAAAAUCAUAUCUCGUGAAAGAUAU